Messenger RNA from Ornithodoros turicata, 2290 nucleotides. RefSeq lists its product as uncharacterized. Bases 1078 to 2289 code for a protein of 403 amino acids. The transcript is spliced from 3 exons. The record is from RefSeq and is a predicted model, not a curated record. Lineage: Eukaryota; Metazoa; Arthropoda; Arachnida; Ixodida; Argasidae.
UCGGUUAUCAGUGCACAAAUAAGUAUGAGCUCGCUCCCAGAGAAGAGGCGUCGAGGACCUUACCGAAAGUGGAUGGAACCGAAUUCAGAACGAAAACUUCCACGGCAGACUAAGCAUAACGACAACAAACGAAAACAAGACGGAAUUGCCACAGGUGUUGCAUCAACGAGCAGUUCAACCCCUACUGGGCAUCUGGAUGAACCUCUUCAAGCGACCGAGUGUCAGCAGGGUGAUGGCGACUCCGACGUACCAAGUGAACUUGAUAACGAUACCAUCAUGAGUGAUACCGCAGAAGAAACACCAAGUGACGAUGGCGAGAAUGAUGACGACAGCGGCACUGAAGACGAAUUCCUUGUUUUCCUUCAGGACUGCAACAAACAAACUUUGCCGCAUCAGACUACUACAAAGGCGCAAGCCAUAUUGCUGAUCCUUACGUGUGUGGUAACAGCCGGCCUUUCAUGGACGCAGCUGGAUGGUCUUUUGAACGUCAUUAAUGCCCUGUUUGGAAGCGAUGUCCUUCCAAGAUCAAAAUACAUGUUCCGGAAAAUAUGGCACAAGCGGCAGAGGAGCACCUAUUGCGUCUUCACUAUUUCUGCAACGACUGCUUUGCCUUCCUUGGUGAUCGCGCAAGAUAUGCAAAGGGUUGCAAAUUCACAUGCCCUUUUUGCCAUGUUGACUACACCCAGGGAAAGCUACUCUCUUCUAAGAGCUUUUUUAUUAUCUUGGACAUCAAAAAACGGCUACAGAUGCUAUUGCAGAAUGUUGGCACGGUUCUAAUAGACCGUCUUCGCACACUUGCCUCACGUCCUGAUGCAGAGGGAACAUACAGUGACAUUACAGACGGUUUGCUGUAUAGAGAGUAUAGAGAUGUGCGUCGAAAGCUCGGAAUGAGAUGGUGUGACCUGAUGACCCGAUGCUCCAGCCCGCGCUUCGAUUCUGAACAGGAAGCAAUACAAUGGAUUCUACGGUUGCUCAUGGUGUCUAAAGAAAGGAGAAUUUGUGGAUGGCACAGUCAAGUAUGCAGCACCAGCAGGAGAGUCCCUCAUAGAAAGGACCCAUGACGGGGUCAUUAGGGCGAUGAAGCUUGCUGUGGUCCGUGGCAAAGACGUUGACGGGAUGAAGGGCCCAAGUCCUGUUGUGAAGCUCAAAGGACUGGAUGUAGUGUGGGGUGUACCCCCCGAUUACAUGCAUUGUGUUCUGCUUGGUGUGGCAAAGCACCUAACCGAGCUCUGGCUAACAUCCACUGGAGAAGAGUACCACAUCGGUCGAAAAAUACACAUUGUGAACAGGCGCUUGUGCGGUAUAAGGCCUCCUGUGUGCUUUACAAGGCUGACACGUGCACUCUCCGAGCAUGCGCUGUGGAAGGCGUCAGAAUGGGAGAACUGGGUUCUGUACUAUAUGUUGCCUACAUUAUAUGGCAUUCUUCCGUCACCAUUUUUUAUGCAUGCAUCACUACUGGCAAAGGGGCUGUUCCUGCUAUUGCAGACCACUGUUACGGAGGCUGACAUCAAAGAGGCAGAGCGUGUAUUUAAGGCAUUUGUGUACGACACUGCAAGGCUUUAUGGAGAUAGUGCUGUGAGAUAUAAUAUUCAUCAACUCCUGCACCUUGCGAAAAGUGUGACCAUGCUUGGGCCGCUCUGGGCAACUUCCAUGUUCCCGUUUGAAGGCAGCAAUGGAAGUAUAGUGAGCUUAGUGACAGCAGCCAAGGGUGUUCCCCUUCAGAUCGCUGAGAGGCUAAUCAUGAGUGACACACUGCGUGAUAUACUCAAAGUCUUUCCACUUGCUGGGCGCCUAGAGACAUGUGCGGAGAAGCUGUUCAAGAUUAAAGAGCAAAAGAUGACAUGUCGAGGACUGGGUGCUGCAGUAUGUAACAAAGAGCUAUCUGAGGCAGCUGCCAGCCUGCUUUUUGAGAAGGUUGGCAGGGUGGUGAUGGUGGAGCACUUUCACAGGGCAUGCAUUAAUGGCAUAACAGUACAUGCAUUUCAGUACACACGUACUGAAAGAACCUGCUCUUGCUACUUCAGGAUGUUUGAUGGAAGCUGUUGUGAGGUGAAGGAGAUUUUUGUGUUUCGUGAGCAGAUUGAAAGGGUAGCAUUACUCUGCAAACGCUUGCUUAUUCUGCCUUCAGGACUAGGCCAUGUUACACACCUUCAAAAGUGUGACCACCCGCCGGCCUCUGAAGGGUUGUGUGUUUACUUGGAUAAUGAUUUCGAAUGUCAGAUGGUUUUUAUUCGUAUUGACCAAGACGAAUAUGUGGGGUUGCAGCCGAACACUUAUGAGACCGACUAAA